Messenger RNA from Symbiodinium sp. CCMP2456, 406 nucleotides. The record is from the annotation of a GenBank genome assembly. Lineage: Eukaryota; Dinophyceae; Suessiales; Symbiodiniaceae.
GGCGAAGACGGAGCAGCUCCGCUCCAUAAUGCUUCGCGAAGCCUUCGAACAGGAGCAGAACCGCGUAGGCCUCUCGCUCGGCCAGGCCGAGGCCUACGUGCACGACCAGGCCAUGGAGACAGAGGCAACUCGGAGAGUCGAGGCGGAGGAGAUGCAAGUCUCUCGCCAGCAUGUGGCGACGCUGAACCAGAUCCACGCGGCAAAGGCCGAUGCCUGUAGGCCCUGUAGGCUUAGCAGGUCGGGGCCAGGAUUAGGUACAGUAGACAUGCAGCAUAAAGAUAGGCUUCGGGCUUCGGGGUGUGGAAGGGUGUGGAAGGUCUUUCGCCGGCCGAGAGCCGCCGAGCCCCUGCAACAGCCAACACGGGACCACGACCGGAAGCAAAGAUUCCUGGCCCCUGAGGCUUAG